Molecule: messenger RNA, 2152 nt
Organism: Oryzias melastigma (Indian medaka)
Lineage: Eukaryota; Metazoa; Chordata; Actinopteri; Beloniformes; Adrianichthyidae
Gene: hyal3
Product: hyaluronidase 3
Exons: 6
Coding region: 104-1441 (445 amino acids)
Biological process (GO): carbohydrate metabolic process; hyaluronan catabolic process
Cellular component (GO): acrosomal vesicle
Molecular function (GO): hyalurononglucosaminidase activity
Source: RefSeq, a predicted model, not a curated record
CUUACAGUCAGUCUGUUGUUCCCGGCACAGAAAGGUCUGCUGUCAUCCAAACAGGAUGUUUUGUGUCUUCUGACAGGAAGGACACAUCAGGCGCUGACCAUCCAUGGAGGUUCCUCUCCUCCUCCUCCUCACCUUCCUCAUCUCUCCAUCCCUUUCCUCCUUGCUGUCCCAGAACGGCUUCAAUGUGGUCGGUAAACCUCCUCCUCCUGCGGCGGGUCCAGUACUGCAGGGGGGGCCUUUCGUUGUGGUGUGGAACAUGCCGACAGCGAACUGUCAGAAACGCUACGAUGUCCAACUGGACCUGGAAGACUUUGGCAUUGUGGAGAACCCUAAGCAGCAUUUCCAGGGAGAGAAAAUGACCAUCUUCUACCGCGACCGCUUGGGGAAAUACCCGUACCUGUCCCACGACGGCCGUGAGGUGAACGGAGGAAUCCCUCAGCUCGGUGACCUCUCUGCUCACCUGUCCCUCACAGGGUCACAGCUGACCCGCCUGCUGCACCCCAGCUUCUCCGGCGUGGCCGUCAUUGACUGGGAGGAAUGGCAGCCGUUGUGGGAGAACAACUUUGACAGCAAGCUGAAAUACCGGAUGCUGUCCAAGCUGCUGGUGAGGCAAGAGAGGCCUGAACUGACGGAGAGCGAGGUCACGCUGCUGGCCAAACGAAGCUUUGAAAAAAGCGCUCGGAUGUUUAUGGAGGAGACGCUGCGGGAGGCGCUCAGACAACGCCCCAGAGGAUUCUGGGGGUUUUAUGGAUUUCCCUACUGCUUUAAUAAGCAAAAAAGAAGCUCAGAUGAAAGCUACACGGGUCAAUGCCACAGUGGUACCAGGCGGCACAAUGACCAGCUGGCCUGGCUCUGGACUCAGUCCACAGCUCUGUUCCCGAGCAUCUACCUGCCGCAGAGGCUGGCCGGGUCUGCAGAUGCAGCUCUGAUGGUCAGACACAGACUGCUGGAAGCUUUGAGGGUGGCGUCACUUUGGCCUCAUGGCAACAGAACCGACCAUGCCACACCCGUCCUUCCCUACGCCAGACUGGCGUUCACACACUCACUCAACUUUCUCAAUAAGACGGACCUGGAGCACACACUCGGGGAGAGUGCAGCACUCGGAGCAGCUGGAGUUGUUCUGUGGGGUGACUUGAAGUUUGCCAAAUCCGAGCAACAGUGCCUCAUCCUCAAAGACUAUGUCCACCACAUAUUGGGUCCCUUUGUUCAGUCUCUGAGGUCUGACGCUCGGCGCUGCAGCCUCCAGCUUUGCCAUGGCAACGGACGCUGCACCAGGAAACACACCUUCUGCGGCCACAGCCUGUCUUCGGCCGCUGACGGCCCGUCUAACUCCGGCAGCAGCAAAUAUUUUCACAAACACUUCAAGUGUCGGUGUUACGCAGGAUUUACUGGACAGGAGUGUGAGGAGGAAGAGGAGGAGAGCAGAGAGGAGGACGAUUAACCAGACCUUCAGCUGCAAGCAGUCAUUUUAAAAUGAUCUAUAAUAAUAUCCUGUAAAUGUGUAUCUUUGUCAAUGAUGCCACAAGUUUAUCAAAAAUGUGAUCUCUAAUUUAAAAUAUUUAAUUUAUGGAUGGAGAGUUUUAGUGGAAUUUAAUCUAAAUAAAUAGAACAAGGGGAAACAUCAUAAAAAAGGUGAUCUAGGGAGCGUUAGUUUUUGUUUUUAGUACAACUUUUCAUGAAGUUCUCUAAAUCUUUAAUUUUCUAAACAGAAAUUCCAACAAGUUUGGACAAAAAAAUUUUUUUUAGAGGGUAAAUUAACAGCUGAACUGUGCUUGAGAAGGAUCAUUUUUCAUUGUGAAAGCUGAAUAAUUUAUAAUUUCUUGUUGCAAAUGCUUCAACUUAAGCUUGCUGGACUUCUACGGGAUCAUAAAUUAAUUUAAAUUAUAGGAAUCCUUUUCAAUUCUUUAUCUUCUUUUACAUUGUGGUAGAGCUCAAUGAAAGCAGGAUAGCAGAUAGAUCACUGUUUAUAUUCGCCAUGCUUGGCAUGCUUUUAAGCAGAACCACCCCCAAAUGUAGUAAUUUAAAGGGAAAAUAUUUGCUUCAUAAUCCUUUAACAUUUGCUUCCUGAUUGGAGCAAGAUUAAAACAACAAUUCAACAAAUGUUUCUUUUUUUCAAAUGCAGAAAAUAAAUUACAUUUAGAUACUUCUAAAA